AUGUCAAAGCCGGCAGAUAUAACGCCUGCAAAGCCAAAGUUUUUAGAGCGCCUCAUUACCGGGGUUGGCUCCAAACUCAGUAAAUCUCAUAAUAAGAUUAAUGAUGUUGUAGCGCCAGGUAAUAUUGCAGAGGACAGCUCUAGUGAGGCUGUAAAGGAUGCCCAAGCAGAAGGUACUAGUUGCAUCUGCCCUUUAGCAGAUAUCAACAGGCGAAAAAGCAGCCCGGAUAUUUCAGACUAUGAGGAAAUUCAUUUAUAUGAGGUUCCGCAGUCAAAUGUUGCCCCACACUCUGAAUGGAACUCACCUCGUUCGACCCCAACUUCACCUAAGCUUUCUGGGAUUGUCCGGCAGCGGUGCAAUGAGUUCCAGAAACUGAACACAGAGAAACCAGCCCAGGCCACCAAGAUUUUGAAAGACAAAAGCCUGAUGGAUUGCCAAGUACCCAAAUCGAUGCCUUCGUCACCCCAAAAUCGUGCCAAACACAUCUCGGACACCAUUGAAAAACUGACAAGCUCCUUGGCACCAGUUGAACAUAUAAAAAAGAUGCCAGCCAUCAAAGAUGAAUAUCUUGCAAAUUCAACGAUGGCUGCUGGCUAUGUGCGAGCUUUUGUGGAAAAAAUCAACCAGAGUAACUGGGCUUCUUCUGACGGGGAGAACUCCAGUUCAUCACGGAAGGGCAGCAUGACUCGGAAUGGCAUUGUAAGUCUUCAUGAUGGCAAAACUGAGUUUUUGGGUAAGCACAGUUCAAUCCAUCGUGAAAAAACAUCAAGCAUCAGUGAUCAGGGAAUUAAUUCUUUGUCUCCUGAGGAGUUAUUUGAUCGAAGUUGGUCAGAAUCAGAUACAUUUGAAGAUGACUAUAGUAGUAAUGAUGACAGUUGUCUGGAAGAUGCAGUGGCACCUUCAGAAAAUGAGGAAGCACAGAAAACAAAGGAUAUCAGGUUUCUUUUUUUUUUUUUAUUUGUUUUUAAAUUUUAUUCUUCUUUCCUUAUCUUUCUGCUGACAUAUCACUUUUGA
This is a messenger RNA of Acanthosepion pharaonis, 1014 nucleotides long. Lineage: Eukaryota; Metazoa; Mollusca; Cephalopoda; Sepiida; Sepiidae. The record is from the annotation of a GenBank genome assembly.